This is a messenger RNA of Cygnus olor (mute swan), 2801 nucleotides long. RefSeq names its product glycine amidinotransferase (gene GATM). NCBI's taxonomy places the organism in Eukaryota, Metazoa, Chordata, Aves, Anseriformes, Anatidae. Gene Ontology annotation, molecular function: amidinotransferase activity. The record is from RefSeq and is a predicted model, not a curated record. The transcript has 11 exons. Bases 1031 to 1915 code for a protein of 294 amino acids. Gene Ontology annotation, cellular component: mitochondrion. Gene Ontology annotation, biological process: creatine biosynthetic process.
GGGCGGCCCAACGGCCGCGCCUGCCUCCUGCCGCGCCUCCUGGCGGCCGUCGGUCCUCUCUCGGUCCCCGUCUAAGGCCGGGCAGUGUGUCUGUCCUCAGCGAGGCGGCUCCCUCAGCUCUGGGUGCUGCCUGCCUUCUCCCGGCGGCGCCUCAAGGCACAGCCCAGCAGCCUGCCCCUAUCGCACCGUGGUACCAGCAGGUGCUGACUGACCUGCACCGUCAGUCCUCCUCCUCCUCCUCAGUCUUCAGUGCCCUCGGAUGAGGCUGGCAUCUUCCAUUGCGAAUGAGACUGGUGCUCGUUCUGACGGCAGAACGCAGCCUGAGGGGGCUCAGAUCAUCUGGAGUUUCAACCUCCAGCCACCAGGGACACAGGCAGCCAAGCCUAGUCAAGGGUCCCACUGAGAGAAAUUUAGGAUGAGGCAGACAAGGGGUGAGCUGACUUGGAGAGCACGUACUUCAUGCUCCCUACCUCUCGGGAUGUACCAGUCCUCGUGCUCUUCCUCACUGGGGACAUAACAUCCACUUACACUGGUGAAUGUAGGUGUCCAGAGGUAGCAGAUGAAAAUGGCAGGAUGGCAAAUUACUACCCAUUGCAGGUUUAAUGAAGAAUACACAUCUGGUGACUAGAACCAGCUAUGAUGGGCCUCAGUGCGCUUCUUAGAGAACUUUAAAUCUCGCUCCUGGAGAGUCAUCUGCGGAGGGGGGACCGAGCUUGGAAGAGUCUUUACAGGAUGGGUGCAGCGAUCUUUCCAGAGCACCCAGGCAGCUACGGCCUCCCAGAACACCUGUGCUGCUGAUGACAAUAAGGCUACAAGCCCUGUACCUCAGGACAGUCCUGUUUGCUCAUACAAUGAAUGGGACCCACUGGAAGAAGUCAUUGUGGGAAGAGCUGAAAAUGCUUGUGUUCCUCCUUUUUCUGUGGAGGUUAAGGCCAACACAUAUGAAAAGUAUUGGGGAUUUUAUCAGAAAUUUGGAGGCCAGAGUUUCCCCAAAGACCAUGUAAAAAAAGCUAUUGCUGAAAUUGAGGAGAUGUGCAAUAUUUUGAAAAAAGAAGGUGUAAUUGUCAAGAGGCCUGAUCCAAUUGACUGGUCUGUGAAGUAUAAAACACCUGAUUUUGAAUCUACAGGUAUGUAUGCUGCCAUGCCAAGAGACAUCCUGCUGGUGGUGGGAAAUGAAAUUAUUGAAGCGCCUAUGGCUUGGCGUGCUCGUUUCUUUGAGUACAGAGCGUAUAGACGAAUAAUUAAAGAGUACUUCAACUGCGGUGCUAAGUGGACAACUGCUCCCAAACCCACAAUGGCAGAUGAGCUCUAUGAUCAGGAUUAUCCCAUCUGCUCUGUUGAAGACAGGCACAAACUGGCUGCUCAGGGAAAAUUUGUAACUACUGAAUUUGAGCCAUGCUUUGAUGCUGCUGACUUCAUUAGAGCUGGAAGAGAUAUCUUUGUACAAAGGAGUCAGGUUACUAAUUACAUGGGCAUUGAAUGGAUGAGGCGACAUCUUGCACCAGACUAUAGAGUGCAUGUAAUAUCCUUUAAGGAUCCAAACCCUAUGCACAUUGAUGCCACAUUUAAUAUCAUUGGACCUGGUCUUGUGCUGUCUAACCCAGACCGUCCCUGCUACCAGAUUGAUCUCUUCAAGAAAGCAGGCUGGACAGUGAUUCACCCCCCUGUGCCACUCAUCCCAGAUGAUCACCCACUGUGGAUGUCUUCUAAAUGGCUCUCCAUGAAUGUCCUAAUGCUGGAUGAGAAACGCGUGAUGGUCGAUGCCAAUGAGACUUCAAUUCAGAAGAUGUUUGAAAAACUGGGCAUUUCUACAAUUAAAGUGAAUAUUCGCCAUGCCAAUUCAUUGGGAGGUGGUUUCCAUUGCUGGACAUGUGAUAUCCGCCGCCGUGGUACCCUGCAAUCUUAUUUUGACUAGUCAUGAGCUAACUAGGCAGCUAUAGUUCAGCUUCUAAAAUAAGCAUAGGAAAUGAGCUCAUGCAGCCAUUUUAACAAAAGUGAAAUUAAUUUGUUAUAGUGCUUGAUCAGUGGUGUCCUUACAGUGGUCUAGGGAAUGAUUUAUUCUUAGGUACUCUUCACUUUAAGCAAUAUAAUUGAAACUACUUCCAUCAGCAAUACAGGUUUUCUGGCUGGCUUUUUGAAAGACAUCCUUCAUCUACGAAGCCCUCUCACAUUGGCUUUGAAUGUAAAAACUUGACAAGAUGGCUAAAGGCUCUUGCUAGAUGAGUUUGGUCACUAACAUUGGACAUCUACCUCUGUCUGAUACUCUAUCAAAUAGGCAGCUUGAAAUGUUAAACUUGAAUUAACAUUUCUUAUUCCUUUUAAUCGGUUUAUUGUUCUAAUAUAUUAGUGUUUAAUGCAGUUAAAACAGAUGCGACUGUACAGAUCUCUUAUGGAACCAAGUAAUUUUAUAAUGCUUUUCAUGUUGGGCCAUACAGAUAUUCAGAGAAUUUCCAGUAUGAUCUAACUUUAAAACAUUAUUUUCAUUUACUUGUGAUGUCCGUCUACAUUUUCUUCUAAUGCAUUUGUCAUGCAUCUGAACACUUUUUUAUAUUACUUUUUGUAUUGCUGAAAUUGGUUCUUUUAUUUAACUUUUUAAAGUGUACAAAUGGUAGCUAAUAGUCUGCAUCUACAGGUUUUGCUGUGAAUUGUUUACGUAACUAAAAAAAAAUGGAAAGAAAAAAAAAAGAGCUGACACCUCCUUCACUGCUCAUGCAACCUCCUUCAACUGUAGCAGAUACCGCGAUUUGAGUAUUGAUUACUGAAUAUGUACUUUUUAUGCUAAUAAACUUUUUUGCAUUCUC